UGUUCGACGUGUCAAUUUGGAGCGAACGCAGCUCCGGUGAAGAGAAUUUCGAAUAUAAAUUAAUAACCGAAGUCACAGAUUUUUAUUGAAAGUCGAAAGAUCCGAUACACCGUCAUGCUCGGAAUUAAUUUUCGAAAAUACUUGGAUGAAAAAAUGAAAAAUAUUCCAACGGAUUAUAACACGAAAAUUCCGAUUUGGGUACUCAGGAUCACGGGAGCCUGGCGACCGAUGAAAAAAUAUAGUAAAAUUUAUCUGAUCUGGAGCACGUUCAUGAUGACGUGUGUUUUGGGAUAUUUGGUAUUGGUACAAACCGCGUUUGUCGUCGCAGAGGUAACGCGAGAUGCCGAAAAAUCAGCGUCGACCGUAUCACUUUUGUUCAAUAAUUGCGUUCACGUCUUCAAGGUCUAUCUGAUUAUUCGUCACCGUAAACGUAUCCAAAAACUGUUGGACCGUACACAGGAAAGAAUCGACAUCUUCAAGGACACGGAGGCAUCGAAAAAAAUUCGAUACCGAUACGCCUGGAGCAGUUUUACGCAUUAUGCAUUUUUUCAAUUCACCGGAGUAGCCGCUUGCGUUUCUUGGACCGCAAAUUCCAUCGCCCAGAGUCUCAGAGACAAAUCUAACAGAGUUCUGCCACUGAACGCCUGGUAUCCAUACGACGCGUUGGUCUCUCCUUCGUACGAACUCACCGUUGCUUGUCAGGCUUACACGCUGUUCAGUUGUUGCUUUCAAAAUAUCGCCAUGGACGGUUUCAUGAUCGGUUACAUGGCGAUUAUCGGAUGCGAGCUGGAAAUAUUGAAAACCAAACUAAAGGAGAUCGGUGACGAUGCGGACGAGCCGGUCGGUGGUUCAGAUUACGAAAAGAUGAACGUUUUGAAGCUGAAGAAAGUCGACGAAAAAAUUUGUCGAGAGCUUGCGCUGUGCGUCGAACAUCACAUAAAAAUAAUCGAGUGCGCCAGAGAAUUUCAAGAUAUCUUUCAUCUGGCAAUUUUUCUACAAUUCAUGGAAAAUUGUUUGGUAAUAUGCAUGACCGCCUUCGCAAUCUCGCAGCUGACCGAGUACAACAUGUCAACGAUUAUGGGAAACUUAUCCUACCUGAUGGCAAUAGGAUACCAACUUUUCAUGUACUGUUAUUUCGGCAACGUCGUCGCCAUCCAAAAGAACGCAAAUAUGAAUUCGCUGGAAGCGAAUUUUCACGUGAAAAUGAGUCUCGGAAUAAAUCGUUGGCUGGGCACCUGGCCUCCCGAAGGACGCUAUCGUUGGAUUUACAUGUUCUACGAAUCGUUCAGUUUUCUAUUCAUACUAGGAAUACUCCUGAUCGUUCAGACUGUAAAUUUGACAGUUAUUUGGGGCGAUCAUGACGUUGAGAAAAUUAUAGCCGGAAGCUUUCUUCUUAUGACAAAUUCAUCGCACGCGCUCAAGGUGUUGAAUCUCUUGCUGCGGCAAAAUCGGAUAAGGGCUCUUUUGGAGAAGGUUUCGAGCGACACGUUUUCCAAGUACAAUUAUCGGUACGAGAGUAUCCUGAAGCGAUACACAUCGAACGGUAUUUUCCAUUACAUCGCCUAUCAGAGUUUUGGCACGGUAGCGGUUUUUUGUUGGGGAUUCGGACCGGUCGCCGAUCUGACAGCGGGCAGAAAUCGUCAGCUUCCGAUGGAGGGAUGGUAUCCUUACAACGUAACGAAAUCCCCGGCCUUCGAAUUCACUUGCGCCCAUCAGGGGCUCGCAAUGUUGAUGGGAUGUUUCCAAAAUAUCGGUAUGGACACUUUGGUCACGGGUUUGUUUACGGUUGUCUGUUGUCAACUGGAGAUACUGAAGACCAACAUCAGCCAGAUCGGAGCAAACGAUUCGCAGCAAUUUUCCGCAAAAGUUGCCGAAGAACAACUUGAAAAUUGCAUAAAACACCAUACCGAUAUCAUCUAUUUCGCUAGAGAAAUCGAAGCGAUCUUCAGUGGUACGAUAGCGAUGCAGUUUUUCGUGAAUUGUAUAAUUAUAUGCAUGACGGCAUUUCACAUCACACAGAUGAAAAUUUUUAUUCCAACAGAAGUAAUCGGCACGACAAUGUACAUCUGCUGUAUGACCUAUCAAAUAUUUAUCUACUGUUGGCACGGUAACGAAAUUGUUCUCCACAGCGAAAGUGUCGUGUAUGCCGCUUUUAUGGGGAAUUGGUGGCGUUGCGGAGAACGUUACAAACGUGCCUUGCGCCUUUUAAUGGUCAGAGCGAAUCGUCCGCUGGUGUUAAAAGCUGGAAACAUAUUGACCCUUUCGCUGCAGACCUUCGUUGUGAUCCUGAGAGCGUCUUACUCGUUUUUCACAGUACUGCAGACUUCGACGGACAAGUCUUAGAUGAAUUACGAAUGUGUAGUCGUUGAUGUUCGAAUAGUGUACCUAAUGUCGGAAUAAAUUAUGCAAAUGAAAAAUAUGUCGAUGGAUGAUGGAUAGAAAGUCAUCUGUAGUGUUUUUUUUUUUUUUUUCUUUUUAUA
This is a messenger RNA of Athalia rosae (coleseed sawfly), 2480 nucleotides long. RefSeq names its product odorant receptor Or1-like. Bases 115 to 2343 code for a protein of 742 amino acids. Gene Ontology annotation, molecular function: olfactory receptor activity; odorant binding. Gene Ontology annotation, biological process: detection of chemical stimulus involved in sensory perception of smell; sensory perception of smell. Gene Ontology annotation, cellular component: plasma membrane. NCBI's taxonomy places the organism in Eukaryota, Metazoa, Arthropoda, Insecta, Hymenoptera, Athaliidae. The transcript is spliced from 11 exons. The record is from RefSeq and is a predicted model, not a curated record.